AUGUCGGACGAGAAGAAGGUUGCUACCGUUGCCGUCCUGCCCGGUGACAGCUCCGGAAGUGAUUCGAUCGAUAUCCCGAGCCAAGCAGACGAGGCCCAGGGAUAUGACCAAAAGGCCACCAAGGCGCUUCUGCGCAAGCUGGACUGGAACAUCAUACCGUUCAUGUCACUAAUCUACUUACUCUGCUUCCUUGACCGCACAAACAUUGGCAACGCACGUCUUGACAACCUCGAGAAAGACCUUGGCCUCACCGGCAUCCAGUACAAUGACUGCCUCGCGAUCCUCUUCCCCUUUUACAUCGCGGCCGAGAUACCCAGCAACAUGAUGAUGAAGCGGAUACGGGCGUCGCGCUGGUUGACGUUCAUCAUGUUCUUCUGGUCCGUGUCCAUGAUCUGCCAGGGCUUCGUCAAGAACUACGCGGGCAUGCUGGCCACGCGCGUCUUCCUGGGCCUGUUCGAGGGCGGGCUGUACCCGGGGGUCAACUACUACAUCACGCAGUGGUACUGCCGGCGCGAGUGCGGGUUCCGCAUGGCGCUCUUCUUCUCGGCGGCGACCAUGGCGGGCGCGUUUGGCGGGAUCCUGGCCCGCGGCAUCGCCGAGAUGCGGGGCGUGGGCGGGCUGCCGGCCUGGUCGUGGAUCUUCAUCCUCGAGGGCCUGCUGAGCGUGCUGGUGUCGUUCGCCGCGCCCUUUGCCAUCCACGACUCGCCGGCCGAGGCCAAGUUCCUCACGGCGCCGGAGCAGGCCGAGGUGGAGCGGCGGCUGAGGGCGGACGCCGGCCACCUGUCCAACGACUUUGACGUCCGCUACGUGUGGCAGGCGCUGGGCGACUGGAAGAUCUACAUCCACAUGCUCAUCUGCAUGGCCGGCUUCUGCCCCAUCUACUCCUUCUCGCUGUUCCUGCCCACCAUCGUCAAGGGCAUGGGGUACACCGCCAACGACGCCCAGCUCAUGACCGUGCCGCCCUACGUCGUCGCCUGCUGCUUCACCAUCGCCGCGAGCUGGCUGGCCGACCGCUGGCAGCGCCGGGGCGUCUUCAUCAUGGCCUUCCAGGUUGUCGGCAUCGCGGGCUUUGCGCUGCUGUGCGGCACCGACAACUCAAGGGCGCAGUACGCGGGGACGGUGCUGGCUGCUAUUGGCAUCUAUCCUCAGAUCCCCCUCGGCCUCGCCUGGAACAGCGGCAACAUUGGUGGCAGUCUGAAGCGAGGCACCGGCAUCGCCAUGCAGGUCAUGGGCGGCAACUGCGGCGGCAUCAUAGCUUCAUAUGUGUACCUUUCGCGGGACGGGCCUCGGUACAUCACAGGACACUCGAUUCUGAUCGGGUUUAUCAGCAUGGCCUUCUUCCUCAGUCUCUUCAUGUCGAUAUGGUGUCAGCGGGAGAACGCUCGGCGAGAGGCCAUCUCCCCCGAGCUCGGUGCGCACGAGCUGAACGAGGAGCAGAUGCAAAUGGAGCGGGAGAAGGCGGACAAUGUGCCGUGGUUCAGAUACACCAUCUGA
This is a messenger RNA of Pyricularia pennisetigena, 1494 nucleotides long. RefSeq lists its product as uncharacterized. Gene Ontology annotation, cellular component: membrane. Gene Ontology annotation, molecular function: transmembrane transporter activity. Bases 1 to 1494 code for a protein of 497 amino acids. The transcript is spliced from 4 exons. The record is from RefSeq and is a predicted model, not a curated record. Gene Ontology annotation, biological process: transmembrane transport. NCBI's taxonomy places the organism in Eukaryota, Fungi, Ascomycota, Sordariomycetes, Magnaporthales, Pyriculariaceae.